Sebastes umbrosus (honeycomb rockfish) is the source of this 8212-nucleotide messenger RNA. RefSeq names its product fibronectin-like. Gene Ontology annotation, molecular function: integrin binding; proteoglycan binding. Lineage: Eukaryota; Metazoa; Chordata; Actinopteri; Perciformes; Sebastidae. The record is from RefSeq and is a predicted model, not a curated record. The coding region runs from base 175 to 7569 and encodes 2464 amino acids. The transcript has 46 exons. Gene Ontology annotation, biological process: heart development; cell-substrate junction assembly; nervous system development. Gene Ontology annotation, cellular component: extracellular region.
GGUCUGGUGCACCAGCUGGGAGGAGGCAGCUGGACAUUUAUUAUAAGGGACAGAAAUUAGAUCUCUCCAAGCCUAACUUUAGUUCUGCACUUGCUUUUUUUUGUUGUUGGUAAAACUUGCUUUGUUAACUAGCCUUUUUCUACUUUACCUUGAAAUCCUUAUUUUUUUCUCAAAAUGACUGGUGGCCCACUGACAGGGUUACUGGUUGCGCUGUGCGUCAGCAGCGCAGUCCACGGCUUGCCAAAGAAGAGCAAAAGACAAAGUGGCCAGUUUCAGGUGUUUCCUGAGCUCCGUGACGCAGCGGCUGUUACUUCAGUCGGCUGUGAGGAAAAUGGUCGCUCAUACAGACCGAACGAGCAGUGGGAGAAACCCUACCUCGGUAGUACACUGGUGUGCACCUGCAAUGGAGCAGCAGGCAUCAAAUGUAAAAGUAAACCUGAAGUGGAGGAGUCCUGUUAUGAUAAGUACAAUGACCGGCAAUACCGGGUCGGUGAAACCUACGAGAGACCAAAGGACGCGAUGAUGUGGGACUGCACCUGUAUUGGUUCUGGUCGUGGCAAGAUCAGCUGUACCAUUGCAAAUCGUUGCCAUGAAGGUGGGAGGUCUUAUAAAAUCGGUGACACUUGGCAGAGGCCUCAUGAGACUGCUGAUUACAUGCUGGAGUGUGUGUGUCUUGGGAAUGGCAAAGGAGAGUGGACCUGCAAACCUGUGGCUGAGCGUUGCUACGACAACAACGCUGCAUCAUCAUACGUCGUGGGGGAGACCUGGGAGAAACCGUACCAAGGCUGGAUGAUGCUGGACUGCACCUGUCUUGGAGAGGGAAAUGGACGCAUCACAUGCAGCUCAAGGAACCGUUGCAACGACCAGGACACCAGGAGGUCCUACCGUAUCGGAGACUCGUGGUCAAAGAGGGACACAAGUGGACACGUCGUGCAGUGUCAGUGCUUAGGAAAUGGCCGCGGAGAGUGGAAGUGUGAGAGACACAACGCAGGCCGAACCACAGGUGCUGUCGUGUUGACCCCCACCCUUUCCCAGACUCGGCAGCUGCUCGAGCCCCCCAUCGAGGGGACGUGCCGCACAGACUCUGGAGCCACCUACUACGAUGGACAGCGCUGGUUCAGAAGCCAGGGCAGUAAGCAGAUGAUCUGUACCUGUCUGGGCAACGGAGUCAGCUGUCAGGAGUGGGAAGCCAGGAAUCAGGCAUAUGGUGGCAACUCUAACGGCGAGUCGUGUUCCUUCCCGUUUGUCUACAUGGGAAAGACCUACUACUCCUGCACCUCAGACGGACGCACAGAUGGGCAGCUCUGGUGCUCUUCAACCUCAGACUAUGAGAGAGACCGGCAGUACUCUUUCUGUACUGAGAAGAAUGCCAUUGUGGCAACACGAGGAGGAAACUCCAACGGCGGACUGUGCCACUUCCCCUUCCUCUACAGUGGCCGCAACUACACCGACUGCACCGCUGACGGGCGCCGUGAUAGCAUGAGGUGGUGUGGCACCACUCACGACUACGACACAGAGCAGCGCUUUGGUUUCUGCCCCAUGGCUGCCCAUGAGGAGUUAUGUACCACCAAUGAUGGAGUGAUGCACCGUGUAGGCGACAAGUGGGACAAACGGCAUGAUGUCCAGGGUCACAUGAUGGAGUGCACAUGCCUGGGCAACGGUCGUGGGGAGUGGAGCUGUGUUGCUCACACCCAGCUGCGAGAUCAGUGUGUUGUUGAUGGCGCGUCCUAUGAAGUAAACGAGGAAUUCUCCAAGCGCCAUGACGAGGGCUACAUGAUGAACUGCACCUGCUUUGGACAGGGUCGUGGACGCUGGAAGUGUGACGCUAUCGAUCAGUGUCAGGAGCCAGAAACCAGGACGUUCCAUCAGAUUGGAGAUACAUGGGAGAAAGUCAUCCAUGCCAUCCACUACCGCUGUCAUUGCUAUGGCAACACGAUUGGAGAGAUGAGAUGCGAACCUCAGCAGAUCUCAGCAGACGGCCACAGACCUGUCCAGGUGAUCAUCACGGAGGCAGGAAAACAGCCAGACUCCCACCCCAUUCAGUGGAACCCCCCUUCAUCUGUUCAAAUCACACAGUACAUCCUCAAGUGGAGAGUUAAAAAUAGCCGUUCUGCCUGGAAGGAGGUCGCUGUCCCCGGCCACCUCAACUCCUACACCAUCAGCGGGCUGCGUCCAGGCAUCACCUACGAGGGUCAGCUGAUCAGCAUCCUGCGCUACGGACGCCGCGAGGUCACACGCUUCGAUUUCACCACUAACCAAGGCUCCUUGGAAACAUCAGAGGGAGAGACGACCCAACUUCCUGCAGUGUUGGACACUUCUGAGUCGGUGACAGAAAUCACCUCAAACAGCUUCGUUGUGUCCUGGACAUCAGCCUCUUCUACCGUCUCUGGCUUCAGGGUGGAGUAUGAGCUCAGUGAGGACGGGGCCAAGCCGAAAGUCCUGGAUGUUCCUCGCACAGCCAGCUCUGUCACCAUCGCCGACCUCCUGCCAGGACGCAGAUACAACGUCAACGUCUACGAGCUCCCAGAUCAGGGACAGCCAAACCUCAUUCUGACUACCUCCCAGACUACAGCUCCUGACACCCCUGCUCAACACGUAGUCGAUGAUGUGAGAGACUCCUCCAUUCGAAUCAGCUGGACCAGGCCUCAGGCUCCUAUUACUGGUUACCGCGUUGUGUACACGCCAUCAGUGGAAGGCAGCAGCACUGAGCUGAACCUGCCAGACUCCCAGACCUCAGUGACCCUGGAUGACCUUCGCCCCGGUCGCCUUUACAACAUCAGCAUCUACGCUGUGGAGGAGGAUCAGGAGAGUGAGCCUGUUUUUGUACAGGUCAACACCGCCGGAACCCCUCCACCAGAGGAGGUCCCGGCACCCACAGACCUGCAGUUCUACGAGAUUUCAGAUAUGAAGAUCACCAUCACCUGGAUCGGUCCACCCAACGAGGUGACCGGUUACAGGGUGCACUUCACCCCCGUUGCUCCUGACGGCACUGAGAGGAGGCUCUUGCAGCUGCCCAUCUCACCCAAUGCAUACGCUGAUAUCACCCACUUGCAGCCGGGCACACUGUACCGCUUCUACAUCUAUGCCAUCAAUGGUGGAGUAGAGAGCAAGGCACUUGUGGGAGAAAGGUCUACCAAGCCUGAUUCGCCCACCGAUGUGCGUUUCACUGACAUCGGCCCCGACAGUGCAGUGGUCAUCUGGGAGGCUCCCCGCGCCAUCGUCAGCGGUUACCGUCUCUUCCUGAGCAUCGAGGGCUCCAGCCCCAUUGAGAAGAGGAUCCCCGGCAGGGUCACCCAGUACGCUUUGAAGAAUUUACGUCCGGACACCAAGUACACUGCCACCCUGCACUCUGACCUGAACAACGAGCUCAGCGAGGGCGUCAACACAUAUUUUAUCACCUCUCCCCAGAUGGGAAAUAAUCCUGCUUUCAGCACUGAGGUUACUGAUGCGUCUAUCAUCAUCUCCUGGAUACCUGUCCGCAGGUUCAGCUACAAGCUGUCUGUGCUCCCCAGCCAGGUAGGCGAGUCUCCCAGAGAAGAGACCUCUGACUCUGGACGUAUUUAUAUUCCCGGUCUGAUUCCUGGAACAGAGUACACCUACAGCGUUCAGCCCAUCUUCAAUGGACGCAACCGUGGAAACCCCAUCACCCGCAAUGUUGUCACUUCCCUGUCUCCUCCCACUGACCUCAGAGUUGAGUCCAGCCCUGUCACAGGAGAUCUCACUGUCCACUGGGUAGCUUCCAAAACACCAGGCAUCACAGGCUACAGAGUGACAAGCACGCCGACUGACGGUCAGCGAGGAAACACCCUGGAAGAGUUUGUUCGAGCCGAUGAAACCUCAUGCAUGCUAGAGAGUCUGAAUCUGGGGGCGGAGUACAACAUCAGUGUCUUCACCACCAAGGGACAGUUGGAAAGUGUACCUGUGUCCACAAUUGUCACACCAGACAUCCCUACACCAAGUCACAUUGACUUUGUCGACAUUACUGACACCACCAUCGGCCUGCGCUGGAUCCCUCUGAACUAUUCCACCAUUACUGGUUACCGGAUAACGGUAGUAACGUCAGGCGAGAGCUUGCCAAUUUUUCAAGAUAUGGUGGAAGAAUCUGCUGGUUAUUACACGAUUCGUGGCCUGGAGCCGGGCGUGGACUAUGACAUCAGUAUCUUCACUGUUACAGAGGAGGGGGAAAGCAAGCCGACCACACACACAAUGCAAACACAAGCUGCCAUUCCAGCUCCCACCAACCUACAGUUUAGGGGAGUGGGUCCUGACCACAUUAGGGUGACUUGGGCAGUCCCCCAUGUUGCCACACCAAGCGACAUCUCUCGGUUUGUCAUCCGUUACCACCCUGUAGCCACUGACGACGACAUCAAGGAGGUUAAUGUCGGCGGAGCCACCAACACCUUCGUGCUGGAGAACCUGCUGCCCAACACCGAGUACAGUAUCAGUGUUGUGUGUGUGUACGGUGAACGAGUGAGUGAACCAGCCACAGGGACGCAGAGGACAACUCUGGACUCCCCCACUGGCUUGGACUUCUCUGACAUUCGCACCAACUCCUUCACCGUUCACUGGCUGGCUCCAACCGCUGCCAUCACCGGCUACCGCAUCCGCUUUCAGAAGACGAGCGGUGGGCAUGCGAAAGACGAGAGGCUGCCCCCAACCAGGACCUACUUCACUUUGACUGGACUGACACCAGAGACAGAGUAUCUGAUAUAUGUAUAUGCUGUCAGCAACAAUGAGGAGAGUCAGCCUCUGACUGGCACACAGGCCACCAUCUCCGAUGCUCCCACUGACCUAGAGGUAACAUCGUCCACCCCGUCCAGCAUUACCAUUCGCUGGGACGCCCCCUCUGUCACAGUGAAGAACUACAGGAUCACCUAUGGUGGCACAAGUGGCGAGACUCCUCAAGAGUUCUCAAUCCCAGGCACUCAGACCUACGCCACCAUCACCGGUCUGAAGCCUGGUACAGACUACACCAUCACGGUCUAUGCUGUUACCGGAAGAGGGGACAGCCCCGCCUCCAACACCCCGGUCUACAUCACGCACAAGACUGAUACCGAGCCCCCCACUGACAUGAGGCUGACUGAUGUGAGUGAUAACGCCCUCACAGUGCGCUGGUCUCCUGCUCAGGGACCAAUCAGAGGCUACAGAGUCACCAGUGUCCCCAGGAAUGGUCUGGGACCGUCCUACUCCGAGGUGGUGGCCCCUGAUCAGACUCAGAUGACCUUCUCAGGUCUGAUGCCCACUGUGGAGUAUGUUGUGAGUGUCUAUGCCCUGGGCAAUGAUGGACAACCCUCUUCCCCCGUGGUGGAGAAUGCUAUCACUGCUAUGGACCGUCCCAAGGACCUGACCUUCUCUGACAUCGACUCCAACUCCAUGCGCAUCACUUGGGAUAGUCCAGACGGCACAGUGACAUCAUACCGUGUCCUCUACUCCAGCUCAGAGGAGAGUGAAAGGGAGCUGCGUCCGGCACCCAGAGGUGACCAGGACACUGUUGUGCUGACAAACCUUCGCCCCGGGACAGAGUACACUGUUAAAGUCAUCGCCCUCCAUGGCCGCACACCCAGCACACCGUUGGUGGGAACCCAGGCCACAGUGAUCCCUGCUCCGACCAGCCUGGUGAUCUCAGAGGUCGGUCCCUCCACCUUCACCGUGACAUGGCGUGCCCCCAAUGCACGCCUGUCAGGCUACCGCGUGGUCGUCACCCCCAAGAACAUCAACGGCCCCACCAAAGAGAUGAAUGUUGCACCAGACACCACACGUGUCGUCGUACCAGGGCUCAUGGUGGCAACCACAUACCAGAUACAUGUCUACGCUCUGAAGAACUCUGUCACCAGCAGACCACUGGAGGGAGAGGUGACCACACUGGAAGAUGUAAGUCCUCCUCGGCGUGUGCGAAUCUCUGAUGUGAAGGAUUCUUCUUUCACAUUGACCUGGCGCUCGAAGAUGGAAACCAUCACUGGUUUCCUCAUCGAGGCCACGCCCGUCAGUGGCUCACAACCCACUCUCAGAAGGACCAUCCCAAGAGACGCAUACACCUACACUCUCAUAGGUCUGCAGCCAGGCACCAGUUACUCUGUUAACCUGUAUACUCUGAAUGGCAACACAAGGAGUGCCCCAUUUAAUCUCAUGAUUCAAACAGCUGAACCAGUUGUCCAGGCUCCCACCAACCUCCAGUUGACAUCUUUGACCCCCACCUCCAUCUCCUUCACCUGGCAGCCACCUGCCACACACAUCACAGGAUACUACGUCACCUAUGAGGAGUCAGGAGGAGCACCCCGAGAGCUCACCCCACGACCCCACUCCGGCCAAAACUACGCCACCAUAUCUGGCCUGAGACCAGCCACAGAGUACAUCAUCAAGAUCAUCGCCAUCCAGAACACACAGAGGAGCACACCUCUGGUGGGCAAACUCAGGACUCAACCAGACUCCUUGCUUCCCCUGCCUCUGCCCCCCGGCUCCGGAGGUUCUGGUGACAGGCUGGAUGUGCCUGAAACUGACUUGGACAACAGAGUCCAGGUAGUGGGCAACAAUGGCCAGGAUGGGCAUGGUGAUCAAAGCCAGAAUGUGGAGUACACAGAGUACAACAACAACGGAGACAACAACAGAUAUAAUGGUAACAGUGGCAACCCACAGUCUCCCUAUGGGCAAGUUCGUGAGCCCCUGGUCUUUUUACCCCUUCCUGAUGCAGAGGGCCGCAGACUGCCCAUCCUGAAGCUGAACCUGCCCAUCGGCUCCCCGUUUGAUAAUGACACGGGAGUGCCGCAGGAGGCCCAAACUCAGACCUCCAUCUCCUGGAAGCCUUACAAGCAGAGCAACGCCUACAUGGUGUCCUGCCAUCCCCUCACACACUUAAAUGAGAAGAUGUUCCAGGUCCGCCUGCCCGGCACAGCCACCACUGCUACCCUGAUAGGACUCUCCCCUGGAGCGAACUAUAAUGUGAUCGUGGAGGCUCUGAUGGGGGCGCUCAAACACAAGAUACUGGAGCAGGUCGUCACUGCUGGAAACACACUCCCAGAGGGAGUGCCCUCCACUAAGGACUCAUGUUAUGAUGCCUUCACUGCAACCUACCACGAUGUUGGUGGUGAAUGGGAGCGGAUGUCUGAGACGGGCUUCAAGCUGUGGUGCAGAUGCCUGGGUCUGGGAAGUGGACACUUCAGAUGUGAUUCAUCUAAGUGGUGCCAUGACAAUGGCAACAACUAUCGCAUUGGAGAGAAGUGGGACCGCAAAGCAGACAAUGGUCACUUGAUGAGCUGCACUUGCUUGGGAAAUGGCAAAGGAGAGUUCAAGUGUGAACCACAUGAUUCAGUGUGCUAUGAUGAUGGCAAAACUUACCAGGUGGGAAUCCAGUGGCAGAAGGAGUACCUGGGUGCCAUCUGCACCUGCACUUGCUUUGGAGGACAGCAGGGCUGGCGAUGUGAGAACUGCCGCAGACCAGGUGGUGAUGUCGAAGCCAGUCUGCUGCAACCUGUUAGAUAUGGAAACACACUACGCAAUAUUAAUUGCCCCAUUGAGUGCCUCCGACCAGACCUGCUGGCAGAUGCACAUGCUCCUCUAAAUCCUCUGGAGUAAAGGAUCGGACAUAUGCUUUGCUCCCUCAACCUCCAAUCGCUGCACUGUCUCACCAUUUAGAAGCCAUACUGUUUGUGAUUUAACUAACUGCCCUAUCACUUUCUGACACAUGUUUAGCCAAAGAUGUUACACUGCCCUGCUGCCUGACCAAAGUUAUCCUCCUCUUAAGCCAGUCUUUUCACUGUUGACCGCCAAGUCUAUAAAUUCAUGCUCUAUGGUAAAAUGAAGACUCCUGCCGUUUUUGUUUUUUUGUGCAACAUUCCCCUCCCCAUACUAGUGUGCACCUCAAAUAUUCAGAAACACUUCCUAAUCAAAGAGAAGAAAGUAAGCACUGUGUUAAAGAAUGUCAAUGUAGUUAUUAACAAUGAUUAAAUUGUCCAUGAAAUUGUGCUUUUCUUUUCUGUAGCCCUUCUUCUGUUACUGAGGGGUCACACUCUGUGUGAUUGACACAUUCUAAUUUCUAAUGCCUUUUUACUAAUUUAUCCCUUUAAUCUCAAUGUGUGAAUGUGUGAACUGGGAUGUGAGAAUUUGAACUGUUCUAUUUUUGUACAUUGUUGUCCGUGCCAAAGUUGUUUCUACCUUUUGACAAAAAAGAAGUCCCUUAUUUUAAUAAAGCUGGAGAUAUCCUGAAACCUAAGCACAA